Molecule: messenger RNA, 906 nt
Organism: Sus scrofa (pig)
Lineage: Eukaryota; Metazoa; Chordata; Mammalia; Artiodactyla; Suidae
Source: RefSeq, a predicted model, not a curated record
AUGGAAGAAGUAAACCAGACAGUGGUGUCUGAAUUUAUUCUUCUUGGGCUGUGUGAUACAUGGGAGCUACAGGCCUUUCUCCUACUGGUAUUUCCUUUACUUUAUUUAAUCACCAUUUUAGGCAACAACUUCACUGUGCUCCUAAUUAUUUCUGACCUCCAUCUCCACUCCCCUAUGUACUUCCUGUUAGCCAAUCUUUCCUUCAUUGACUUCUGCCUUUCCACAGUAAUCACCCCUAAAAUGAUCACAGACUUUCUCAAAGAACACAAGACCAUCUCUUUUGGGGGUUGCAUGUGUCAGAUUUUUUUUGGACAUUUCCUUGGAGGGUCUGAGAUGGUGCUGCUUGUGCUAAUGGCCUACGACCGUUAUGUGGCCAUCUGCAAGCCACUCCACUACUCUAGCAUCAUGAACAAACAAAUGUGUAUUUGGCUAGUGAUGACAUCAUGGAUCACUGGCUUUGUGCAUUCAAUAAGCCAACUAGCUAUAAUUAUAAAACUGCCCUUCUGUGGACCCAGAGAAUUGGAUAGCUUUUUCUGUGAUAUUCCAUUGGUGAUCAAGCUAGCCUGCAUGGACACUUAUAUUCUAGAAAAGUUGAUAAAUGCUGAUAGUGGGGUACUGGCAACCACCUGCUUCACUCUCUUACUGAUCUCUUACACUUAUAUCCUGCUUACUGUCUGCCAUCAGUCUAAGGAUGGGGCAUCCAAGGCUCUCUCCACUUGCACUGCCCACAUCACAGUGGUGGUGCUCUUCUUUGGGCCCUGCAUCUUCAUCUAUCUGUGUCCACUGGGCAUCACCUGGGUGGACAAGUUUCUUGCUGUCUUUUAUGCAGUCAUCACACCUCUCCUAAACCCUGCCAUUUACACUUUAAGAAACAAAGAGAUUAAAAUUGCCAUUAAGAGACUAUGA